AUGACUCGGCUGUAUACCCGGCAUUUCUUUUAUUCCUGCUUGACAUUGCUUCUCGUUCUCCCGACCAUUGUAUCUGCCCACCUUAUUGAAAUCCCAGCAGGAAAGAAGGAAUGCUUCUUCGAGGACCUACACGUCCAUGACAAAAUGACUGUAACGUACCAAGUCGGAGAAGGUGGUCAUUUGGAUAUAGAUUUCUGGCUGUCGGAUCCAACAGGGAAGGUACUUGGCAAGCAAAUAAAACAAUCCACAGGGCAGUUGGCUAUCACCGCAGAGAUAGACGGCCGACACGAAUACUGUUUCUCCAACCAAAUGAGUGCUAUUGCUGAUAAAUUGAUCAGCUUCAAUGUCCACGGAAUCAUAUAUGUCUCAGGCGAUGAUGUUGUUGCUCCCAUUGAACGUGAGAUCAGAAAACUAGCCGCCGGUUUAGCUUCAGUCAAGGAUGAACAAGAAUACAUUGUCGUCCGCGAAAGAGUCCAUCGCAACACCGCCGAAUCCACAAACUCUCGUGUCAAAUGGUGGUCAAUUCUGCAGACCAUUGUGCUGUUUUCUGUGGUAGCGUGGCAGGUAUAUUACUUGAAGUCCUUCUUUGAGGUCAAACGUGUAAUUUAG
Messenger RNA from Psilocybe cubensis, 609 nucleotides. RefSeq lists its product as uncharacterized. The coding region runs from base 1 to 609 and encodes 202 amino acids. Lineage: Eukaryota; Fungi; Basidiomycota; Agaricomycetes; Agaricales; Agrocybaceae. The transcript has 5 exons. Gene Ontology annotation, cellular component: endoplasmic reticulum; COPII-coated ER to Golgi transport vesicle; Golgi apparatus. The record is from RefSeq and is a predicted model, not a curated record. Gene Ontology annotation, biological process: intracellular protein transport; protein retention in ER lumen; endoplasmic reticulum to Golgi vesicle-mediated transport.